AUUUCACAUUGUCAGUCGUGCUUUGGCUGUCGAAGCGGAAGGUAUUUCGUUGGGAGUGUUGUUCCUUUAAAAAAAAAAAAAAAAAUUAAAAAAAAAAUAAAGGGCACGAUGAUCUUGCCAUAAAACCGGUUCGUGACACAGGUCAUUGUAAUUUCACGGACGUCACAUGAAAAAACGUCAUUUGCCAUUAGUCAAAUGUUAAUCCCUCAAUAUCAAUGUACCUUCAAUCAGGUGGUGAUUUUGUGAUAUCAAUGAUGCUGCGAGAAAUGUUUCGCGAAAUUGUUAGAUAACGGUGGUGAAUUUUUUUUUGUCAUUUAAUUUCUUACCUCUUUUUUUUUUUUUUUUUCUCUUUGAAAUUGCCUCCGAAAAAUGAAGGAUACAACGUUUAUCACACAUGCCGAUGUUUAUCUCGUCGAGGAAUCUCCUGGGACUUCUGAUAGCGUAAUGGUGUCGGGAGAUUCACCGCCUCCAAUGACAACAUCAAUUCCACCGGGUUUCGAUAUUUCCGAAGAUAUGAGACCUGGUAAAACAACACCAACAAAUAUUCCUUUGACUCCAGUGAAAUCGUAUAAAGCAAAUGGAAAUAUAACAAAUGAGGAUAUUGAGGAAGCAGUGCCAAUUGUCAAAAGUCUUCCAUUGCCAGAACCUCAGCCGAAAAUUGAAAAAAAUUGUUUUGAUUACGAUCAAACCGAUGGGAAACAACUUGUUGGCGAAGUUGAGGAAGAUGCUUGUUUUGUUAAAUGUGUUUAUUUUACACAGCAGUGCUGCGAGUGCACGAUACUCUGAUUCAUUUAAAAAAGGGUCUCUCUAAAAAAACAAAAAAAAAAAAAAAAACAAGAUAAA
Leptopilina boulardi is the source of this 843-nucleotide messenger RNA. RefSeq lists its product as uncharacterized. Lineage: Eukaryota; Metazoa; Arthropoda; Insecta; Hymenoptera; Figitidae. The record is from RefSeq and is a predicted model, not a curated record. The transcript is spliced from 2 exons. Bases 370 to 786 code for a protein of 138 amino acids.